AUGCCAGGAGAUUAAUGCUCUGAGCGUCCACUUUUUGGGGGUGCCAUAUCAAGUGCUUUUCCCAUGAGGUUCCAGGAUCUCAGCAGCAUUCGUGAUGUUCCCGAUCACCAGGAGGUCUUUGCUGACUCGAGCCGGAAUGAAAGCCUUUUCUUUGAGCUGUUGGAUCUAAAGAAUGAUGUCAGUGAUAGUGAAAGUGCUAUAUGGUUUCUCCAAGAUCUUGCAAAUGAGCAAGAUGCAAAAGGAAGUUUGGUGAUUGAGCAGUCUGGCGGUCUUCAACCAGAAGAUUUAAUGUUUAAGGACUUGCCUGCAGUGAUUACAACAGUAGUCGGCCACAUGGCAGUUUCUAAAGGAAGACAAGGGAGGGAAGCGCAGAAUGUAGUCCGAGUAUAUCUAGCAAAUUUGCGUCUUAAGGCUGUUGGUACAGAUGUGCUGAUAAUUGCAUAUGAACCGAUACUAAUAAGUGCCUUUAGUGAAACUGCAUUGACUGUAGGAGCUGGUUUGGCGGUCCCUGCUGCACAAUCUGAACUUCUUCCAGUUUCAGAGGUGUUCAAAUUUGCAAUGGUAAGCUUCAAAGUUGAUGAUUGGAACCUCUUUGGAGUUGUGGAUCAUACUCCAUGAGCAGGUUGAGGCCUUACCAGCGAAGGUAUAUUCUCUC
Molecule: messenger RNA, 655 nt
Organism: Nymphaea colorata (pocket water lily)
Lineage: Eukaryota; Viridiplantae; Streptophyta; Magnoliopsida; Nymphaeales; Nymphaeaceae
Exons: 7
Biological process (GO): protein import into nucleus
Cellular component (GO): nucleus
Molecular function (GO): small GTPase binding; guanyl-nucleotide exchange factor activity
Source: RefSeq, a predicted model, not a curated record